Molecule: messenger RNA, 672 nt
Organism: Penicillium angulare
Lineage: Eukaryota; Fungi; Ascomycota; Eurotiomycetes; Eurotiales; Aspergillaceae
Exons: 1
Coding region: 1-672 (223 amino acids)
Source: RefSeq, a predicted model, not a curated record
AUGGCACGUUUGCACCAGGUCGUCAGACGUCAGGGCCCGUGUCAUCAACACCGUACCGUUACACAAGAAGAAAUGGUGAUUAGAGCAAUGGUAUUCAUUCUCUGGUUGGUCGCAGUGCGAUCAGAAGCUGGUACCGGGACGGUUCGAGAGAACAGCCUUCUAUCCAGCUACCCGGAUAAGAAAGACUAUUUUGAGAUGGACCAGUCAGUGGAAGAGAGCCAAAGGCGUCUACCCAUGUCCAAUUCACAAAUCCGCGCCCAAUCACACUCCAGCAGCGGGAAUUCGACGGUAUUCCGACGAUCCGUACGAAAGGCACGCCAUGCUCCGCUACUUCGGAUAUGUUCAAAGAGGCAACUCAUAACCAGUUGGAAGGGCAUCAUUAAGGCAAUUUCUCCCAAAGUUCGUCAUUUAUCUUCUCCGAUUCGCUCCCAUAUAAGCCUUAUCAACGCUACCAAUCUCUUACGGCUGUUCUUGCUAGCGGCAAGGCAGUGCGAAGAGCUGAUCUCAACCGACGGUUCAUCAAUUCAGCGACGAGAUGCCGGAUCGUUGGUGAGGAUUUUGCUCGCAAAUCUGGGUACUGAAUUGAGUGGAGAGGGGCGGAAGCGUGUCGCUAGCUCUGCGAUCAAGGUUGAAGGCGGCGCCGCUCCUGAGCAUGAGGAUGGUUUAGAUUGA